Rhinolophus ferrumequinum (greater horseshoe bat) is the source of this 841-nucleotide messenger RNA. RefSeq names its product brain expressed X-linked 4 (gene BEX4). Gene Ontology annotation, cellular component: nucleus; cytoplasm. The record is from RefSeq and is a predicted model, not a curated record. The coding region runs from base 253 to 615 and encodes 120 amino acids. The transcript has 3 exons. Lineage: Eukaryota; Metazoa; Chordata; Mammalia; Chiroptera; Rhinolophidae.
GACUCACAUGACCGACCAACGCUGACUCUGGCGCGCCUCGCUCCAGCGUCAGACCCGGCCAUCGCUCGCUCCCUUCUGGGUGUCUGCUCCAGGUGGCCCUGAGGGCGUGCUGGCCGGGGGUGGCCCCAAGAGUAGGAGGCGGAGGCGCAGGGGGACCAGCCCUCUGCAGGUCUGCGGGUCCAAGUGUCCGGGCGGCGCACUCGCGGCGAGAAUCGGGAGGAAGACGAGACGGCAAGGAUAGGCCCAGGAGCAAUGGUGUCCAAAGAGAAACAAACAGUAAAAACUCUCAACAUGGAAAAUGUCCAACAGGAGAAUGAAGGAGGGGAACAGGCCCCAAUGCAGAAGGGAGAGGAACCACGCCAUUUGGGAGGAGCCGAAGUCCAGAAGCCUGGAGGAAAUGUUAGGCUGGGGUGGGUUAGGAGACUUGUCCCUAACUUUCGAUGGGCCAUACCUAACAGGCAUGUUGAUCACAAUGAAGUGGGAGAUGAUGUAGAAAAGAUCAUAGUGCAGCGAAUGAAAAUCAAGAGAAGGACUAGGGAGCAGCAAAUGAGACAUCAUAUGCGCUUCCAAACUCCUGAACCUGAUAAUCAUUAUGACUUUUGCCUUAUACCUUGAAUCCUAAGGUUUUCCCAGAGGUUAAUAAUGUGGCUUCUGCUCUACAAUCUUGUAGUUUUGUGAUUUACUUUUCUGUAAACCUUUUAGUGUUUCCUCUUACCAGUUUCUAAUUGAAUAUUGUUUUCUCUCAGUGGAAAACUUUCUGUCCAGCAGGACAAUUUCACCUAGUUGUGAGGGAAAAUAUUGUUUUCAUAAUGUGAAAUUAAUAAAGCAGUUUAAAAAACAA